This is a messenger RNA of Neodiprion virginianus, 2752 nucleotides long. RefSeq lists its product as uncharacterized. Bases 398 to 2380 code for a protein of 660 amino acids. Lineage: Eukaryota; Metazoa; Arthropoda; Insecta; Hymenoptera; Diprionidae. The transcript has 9 exons. The record is from RefSeq and is a predicted model, not a curated record.
CAACGAAUAUUCAGUACAGCUGGGACGUGGUGUGGAUCGACACGUCUGACUCGCUGUAAAACGAUACAUACCUAUACCUAACUAUCUGUCUACCUACUUGCGAAACAAAAGUGUCACACGAUUCAAGUAUCGGAAUAUUUUUUUUUUAAUACUCAGUUUCUCAGUGUGUAUCGACGUGAGUUUCUCUACUCGGCUGUCUGAAUUGCGCAUUUGUCACGUGAUACGCCAGGAGAGACUAGCAGAGUCUGGAAGAGAAAUAUGAUAUAAAUAACUCCAUAAACCUCUCACCACAAACUGAACUUGAUAAACAUUUCCUUUGUCAACAUUGUUCGUUUUUACAACAGUGCAUUAAUAAAGAGGGAAAAAAUCUCAAUGAACGACCAGUGAUGCAGUUUGAAUGAUUCUAACGAUUGCUAAGAUGGAUGGCUACUUCAAGUUUUUUUUUUUAUUGUCGCUGAUCACUGCUGUCACUGCCAUUGAAAAUGGAAUACAACUAUCCAAGGUGGAUGUCAUAAGGCAUGACUUGAUGAAAGUAGAGUCCGAUUUGGUACAAAGACUCAACAUACCGUCAACUAUGUACGACUCAGAUAUGCGGAAGAAAUCUGUGGCUAUGAUAAUUGAAGCUUACGCAAAGUUUGGGAUUAUUUUUGAUGAUGAAUUUCCAAACAUGAGAGAAAAACAUUUGGAACCCCUCCAAUCGUUACACAUUUGGGCAAGGGCUGAGAACAUAUUACGGAAUAUCGACGGACUGUAUACAACAUUCAGACGUCUUCAGCAAGCUUCGAUUGAAAGUCAUUUGCCAGUCGACGAAGAAACAUGGAAAGAUUUCUCAGAGACGAUACUGUUCGAUGCGAACGCCUCCAUAUUGACUGCGCUCUAUCAAGUCUUUGAUUUAAUUGUUGAUGAAAAACUUUAUGCAUCGGCCUAUCAGGAAGGAGAGAGAACGAUUUGCAAUGACAAUCAAUCGCCGCAACAGUUGCUCUACAAUUUGUACAACAGUAUUGCAGUUACUGAGAUCAAAGGAUACACGAUGAUGCAGUUUUCAUGGCUGUUGCUAAAGCUUUAUAAAAAUGGUAAUUUUACCGAAGAGAUACGGCUGACGAAAAGUAGGUACGAAGCUCGCAUGGCAGAAACCUCACAGGCUAUACAGACGGCAAUGGCAUUUGCAUCUCCAGAUUUGUGGAAAUGUGAUCCCCAACACAGAGGACCAGAAACGAGCACUGAGUUGAAUUGGUUUCUGCAGUCUUAUAUUGUGCAUGAACUUGACUUAAAUGAAAAAAAUACAUGUGGUCAAAACUGCGCAUACUACAGUUAUGCCGAAGUGAAUUGCAACCCAAAAGAUGCAUAUUGCAAGAAACAGCGAAAAUGCAAUGGAGCAGUAUACAAUUGCCAAUUCAUCGAUUCUGACAUGUGGAUAUGUCCAGCGGAAACAAGUAGCAAUCGAAGAUACAAUUAUAUAGAAUAUGAAAACGGUCGCGUAUUGGGAGAAAAAGGAACGUGUUCUCAAGGCACAACCAAGGUGGAUAGCUGGUGGAGAUGGCUGUUUUGGCAUUGCAGUUACUGCGUAUGUUCUUGCGAUGAACAGGACAGAGAUUCAGACCGAUUUUUCAACUUGCGCAAAGUCGUUGCAGACGUCGAAUCUAAUAAAGUAAUCACUGGAAUUAAAUUCGUGAAGGUCAACAAAAUGAUUCACAUCCAAAUUGAGCAGGGCCAGUUAUUGGCAAGCGGAACAAUUAGCAAUGUCACAGAAUGGAAGCCUGUGGAGUCGUACUCUAUUUACAGUGACGGAGUAAUUGAGGGAACAGAUUUUCUGACAUUAUCUUGGCACCAGAGAGCUAUCGAUCUAGAUGACCUGAAGGCUCCCCCAGGUCAUCUGUUAACGGGUGUGAAGUUCAGGAAACUGGGUGCUCAUAUAAACCUGGAAAUAAUGACAACUCCGUUUAAUUUCACUACUGGAAUCCUAAUAAAUCCGGAUACACAGAGUAUAUGGCACGGAAACGACAAUACCGAUGCGACAUGGGAAAAUCCAAGAACACUUCUGAAAUUGGAUAGACCAGAUAAAUCAACACGAUCUCAAGCAGCAUCGAUACCAGAUUCAAAACAUGAUCAAUACAUGAUGUUCAGUCCGUCAGAUUUGGAUAAAGAUGCGGGGCAAAGCACAGUACCAUUUAUUGAUACGCAACCUGUUGCGCCAUACCCGCGGGUCCCUAUUGCAGGAGCUGGAAUUUACCAUAAGGGAAGACCAGGAUUUGGUGGAUACAUUGCUCCGAAACUUAAAACGUACAACUUUGCGCCUCACUUACAUUUUGAGCACUUUGUUUUCACCCCACUAAUCAAUAAUAAGAGUAAUGAUGUGAUAACACUACCACACAUAAAUUGAGAUCAAAUGCAGUACUAAAGUUUUGUAUAUUCGAGCAGAAAAACAAACGAAAUCUCGAAGACGCUUGCAUAAAAUCAAACUAUCAUUCACUAUUAUAAAGUAUGGAAUUUUCUGUAAUGUAAAACCUCGUUAUUCUAUUUGUGUGUGUAACUAUAAUUAGUAGAGAUUGGAAUAUACUUCCGUGAAAAACUGUUAUUGCACUUUUAGUCACAACUCAAAGGUUGCCUGUGAUUAAUAUAACAUGUACCUCAACUCAAGUUGAGGAGAAUAAAUAUACUCUUUUGCAUUACGUAAAGAUAUAACUAUUAUAAUCUACUUUAUAUACUUUGUAAAAUCAUAAUAAUUUGAUUAAAUGAUGAAAAAGUAAAAUGU